AGUGAAACGUCUCAGGUGGUCACUUGAGGGGAUCACCUUGACUGGCCCUCAAGUUCAGAACGCCACGCAGAUACUUGAGUCAAUCCACUGGUGAUGCGAUGGGGUCCAGCCAGUCUGUGAGCUUUCCACCUGUCUCAGGACCCCACCUCGUAGGCUGCGGGGAUGUGAUGGAAGGUCAUAGUCUCCAGGGAAGCUUCUUUCGACUCUUCUACCCCUGCCAAGAGGUGGAGGAGACCCCAGAGCAGCCUCUCUGGAUUCCUCGAUACGAGUACUGCACUGGCCUGGCCGAUUACCUGCAGUUUAACAAGCGCUGGGUGGGGUUGCUGCUCAACCUGGCUGUGGGAUCUUGUCGCCUGCCUGUUAGCUGGAAUGGCCCCUUUAAGACAAAGGACUCUGGAUACCCUUUGAUCAUCUUCUCCCAUGGCUUGGGAGCCUUCAGGACAGUGUAUUCAGCCUUCUGUAUGGAGCUGGCCUCCCGUGGCUUUGUGGUUGCAGUGCCAGAACACAGGGACCAGUCAGCUUCGGCCACCUAUUUCUAUAAGCAGCCCCCAGAGAAGAACCAGCCCACCUGUGGGUCACUGGAGGAGGAAUGGAUUCCCUACCAAAGAGUUGAGGAAGGGGAGAAGAAAUUCCACAUCCGGAACCCUCAGGUACACCAGCGGGUGAGGGAGUGCGUGCAGGUGCUGAGGAUCCUGCAGGAAGUCACUGCUGGGAGGACCGUCCCCAAUGUCUUCCCUGGUGGGUUGGAUCUGAUGACCUUCAAGGGCAGCAUUGACAUGAGCCGUGUGACCGUGAUGGGACAUUCAUUUGGAGGGGCCACCGCUAUUCUGGCCUUAGCCAAGGAGGCCCAGUUUCGCUGUGCUGUGGCCUUGGAUGCGUGGAUGUUCCCUCUGGAGCGGGACUUUUACCCACAGGCCCGGGGCCCUAUAUUCUUCAUCAACACUGAGAAAUUCCAGACUGCGGAGAGUGUCUCCUUGAUGAAGCAGAUAUGCACUCAGCAUGAGCAGUCGAGGAUCGUGACUGUCCUUGGUUCUGUUCAUCGGAGUCAGACUGACUUUGUUUUUGUGACUGGCCACUUGGUUGGGAAAGUCUUCUCCUCUCAGACUCGUGGGAGCUUGGACCCCUAUGAAGGUCAGGAGGUUAUGGUGCGGGCCAUGCUGGCCUUCCUGCAGAAGCACCUUGAUCUGAAAGAGGACUAUGAUCAAUGGAACGACCUCAUUGAAGGCAUUGGACCAUCGCUCAUUCCAGGGGCCCCACACUACCUUUCUAGCCUAUAGGCACAACUGGCCUUUUCUGCAGCUGAGUUUCCCCUUUGGGGGUUGCCCAGGAGCACCUAUAACCUAUCAGAAAGUGGUCAACAUGAUUGAGACAAUGUAAUUAUGCUGCUGAUGGGAUAACUAGAUACUUUGAUUUGGGGUUUGUUGAUCUUAAACUCACAUUGGGACAUAGAUCACUGACUGAUUAGCAGACUGACUAUCUGGGGUCUGAGCCCCAAUGGUGUGGGAAACAAGCAGUGGUUGGGGCUGGGGGAGGCCCAGGCCCCGAGCUGAGCCCUGUGAAGUCGGGAUAUAAGGACAGGCCAGCAGACCUGCUCUCUUGCUUGGACCUGUGUUGCCUCUGGGGUACAAGCAGUGAGGUUUUCAGCCCUGCCUGGUACUCACCGCUUCCCAACCUUGCCCUUCCCAGGGUCACUGGUGCUUAACACUUCAGGUAACUUUCUGCACUGUGGACCAUCAUCCGUUGCCUGAAACACAGAGUCGGUGCUCAAAUCAGUGCUGUCCGGAAGCAGAAAGUAUUAACCUAGGGAGAGAUACUAAAGUACAAAGGGGGCCUUCAGAAGCUCUGGGUGUCUUCGGAGUUUGCUAGAAAUUAAUCUUGUCAGGAAAAAGAUGGGCAGGUAGAGUGACAGUGCCAAGUAGCCAUUAGCACGAGCAGCCCUUGCCACCAGAGGGAGGCAUUCGACACAGGAGGCCACCCCUGGGAAGGGCUAGGAUCAGUUCCGUCUUGCCUCCUACCUCAAAUGUCGGGAACUACCAGCUUGCUCAGAAUCAAGGUACUUUAGCUGUCUGUUUCCUGUUUUUAUUUUUAGCUCUGAGACCCUUACUCCAAAUUUUAAGUCCACAUGCAGACUCAAUUUUUAUUCUGUUCCAUUUAUAAUUUGAAGGCUAUUGAUACUCAUGUUUGCCUGAUGGCAUGUUGAAAGAUUUUACUUAAUCUGCAUUAGAGCAAGUCAGGGGACCAUCUGGAAGUGUUGGGUUUUCCUUUUUUUUUUGUUGUUUUUUUCUGCAUUUCUUUGUUCACUAACCACGUGGGCCUUUAUAAAGAAAGGAAGUCUUCAAGAUCUAGUUCCAAGCCAUGUGGGAAAGCCAGCCCAAAACUCCAUCUCCUUUACUCAGCUUCUUGCCUAUAAUCUCAGGACCCAGAAGGCUGAGGCACAAGUUCGAGGUCAUCCUGGUUUACAUAGCAAGACUAUGACUCCCCCCGACCCCCCCCCAAAAAAAGACUUCUUACCUCAGUCCAAGGAGAGGACCCCAGAGGAGACAAAUGCUAGAGGGAACAUCUCUGCAAUCUACCCAGUAGUCCAAGAUCAGGGUUGUGAAGUGCCUGUGAAUUUCCAUGUGACAUAGGAUCUAGAGGACUCCUUGACACGCUGGAAUUAGUCACCCUGGUUUGAAUCCUGGCUUUACCACUGCUAACUGGGUAAAUCUGAGCUAAUUAUGUUCUCUUUCCAAUCUCAGUUCUUGCAUUUCUAAAAUUAUGAAUUGUUAAGAGGAUUAAGAGGGGCGAUGUGUAACCAUGGGUUAUUAAAAUGACUCCUGCUUUCAGAAAUA
Molecule: messenger RNA, 2831 nt
Organism: Perognathus longimembris pacificus (Pacific pocket mouse)
Lineage: Eukaryota; Metazoa; Chordata; Mammalia; Rodentia; Heteromyidae
Gene: Pafah2
Product: platelet activating factor acetylhydrolase 2
Exons: 11
Coding region: 99-1277 (392 amino acids)
Molecular function (GO): 1-alkyl-2-acetylglycerophosphocholine esterase activity
Source: RefSeq, a predicted model, not a curated record